AAAAAGAAUAGUGAUCCCUGCUCUAAACACCGUGACGUCACAUGUAAACACACCACCACCACCACCACCGCCUGGCCGGCACGCUGGGAACAAAAAGUCUUAUUUAAGCAAUUAUGUCGGCAGCAAAGCGGGUCCAGCAAUGGGCUACGUUUGGUCGCAUGUGGUACCUGUUUGACGGGAAGUGGCAGAACCCUUUUGCCUCGGCAGAUAAAAUUGUGACGUACCUGGAGGGGACACACAAGCCCAUCUACCACCCCCUGAAUGACAGCGGUGAUCAUGUGGUGGUGAUCAACUCCCGGGACAUUGCACUGCCUGGGGUGGAGUGGGAGAAGAGGGUGUAUUUCCACCACACGGGGUACGCUAAGGGUGCCUCUUGGACACUGGCCUGGCAGUUGCACGAUACUGACCCAACCAUGAUUAUGAGGAAAGCUGUGUACAACCAGAUGAGCAAAAACCUCCUGAGACACGGGAGAAUGGCUCGUCUCCACAUAUUCCCUGAUGAUAAGGUGCCCGACAAGAUUCUGGAGAACAUUUCUGCUCAGAUUCGCCAGCUGCGGCCAGUACCGACGCGCCUUGACCAUUUGCCGGAAGAGGAGGUUGAAAACUUCCCCAAGAUAUUUGACUGGCCCAAGGAGCACAUUAUUAGGUAGUGCUUCAAGAGGGACAAGAAAUUUCCAUACUCUAAUGUUGUAAAUAUGUAGGAACUUUUGCCCCGAGAGACUAAUGGACAGAGAUUGCACUAGUAGGUUGAAAAUGUCCCUUGAAUAUCACAUAUUAUUAUAGUGCUGCAAGGGAGGUAAGAAAUCAAGCAUGUACCUCGCUGAUGUACACAAUUUCUUAACCAUCGUAUCAGUAUUUGUGAAGUUGUGUGGCUUGUUUGGCUUUUUAAUUCCAUUUUGGGGAUGGAGUUGGAUGUAUUUGAUUUUCACAAAGUCGACACACUACAAACUGUUGCAAAAAGUUAUAUAAAAAAUCAACUAAUCCAACUAACCACGCCUUGAAGAAUGGGUAAAGCAGGACUAAUCAUUCCCAUUAUUGCUCAUGACUUAUAUAUUUAGAAAACCAGGCAGUAAUAUCCGGGGCAGUUCUAGGUACAAGCAAUAAAAAACUGUGGGCCCCAUUUCUGUAAGGCCCUGAAAACAUUUUCUAUAGGUUUGUUGAGCCCCCUGAAAGGAAAAAACAGCACUAUUUGAUGAAUCUUAGUGCUGUUACUGGACACUUUGCAGCAAUAGGUUGAAAACAGCCCUUAAAUAUGGCUCAUGUGUGUUUUUGAUCUGUCUAACAUUUACCAAGAUUUUUGUAAAUAAAAUUAUCAAAAGAAA
Messenger RNA from Eriocheir sinensis (Chinese mitten crab), 1322 nucleotides. RefSeq names its product 39S ribosomal protein L13, mitochondrial-like (gene mRpL13). Bases 114 to 650 code for a protein of 178 amino acids. Gene Ontology annotation, biological process: translation; negative regulation of translation. The transcript is spliced from 5 exons. Gene Ontology annotation, molecular function: structural constituent of ribosome; mRNA binding. NCBI's taxonomy places the organism in Eukaryota, Metazoa, Arthropoda, Malacostraca, Decapoda, Varunidae. Gene Ontology annotation, cellular component: mitochondrial large ribosomal subunit; ribosome. The record is from RefSeq and is a predicted model, not a curated record.